This is a messenger RNA of Dissoconium aciculare CBS 342.82, 3924 nucleotides long. Its product is annotated as cytochrome P450. NCBI's taxonomy places the organism in Eukaryota, Fungi, Ascomycota, Dothideomycetes, Mycosphaerellales, Dissoconiaceae. The record is from RefSeq and is a predicted model, not a curated record. The transcript has 4 exons. Gene Ontology annotation, biological process: mitotic spindle assembly checkpoint signaling; attachment of mitotic spindle microtubules to kinetochore. Bases 1 to 3924 code for a protein of 1307 amino acids. Gene Ontology annotation, cellular component: nuclear envelope; mitotic spindle; kinetochore. Gene Ontology annotation, molecular function: oxidoreductase activity, acting on paired donors, with incorporation or reduction of molecular oxygen; iron ion binding; monooxygenase activity.
AUGGCUCGCGCAAACCAACCGACGUGGGACUUCAUCACUGGUGGUGAACCAUCACCUCAGUUGCGACAGCCACUUCGCGAAGUAUCCAAACAGCCAACCACUGCAUCACGCUCGGACAUUAAUACGGAGGAGAUUCGAGCUCAGCUACGAGCUACCCAAUACGAGUUGGAUUCGUUGAAACAAGAAAGAGAACUUCACGAGCUGCAGCAACAGCGAGAACUUCGCGACCUCCAGACACGCGCCGAAAAUGAUUUUCGUCGCGCCCAGGUCGCGGACGCCGCCAGUGAAGCUGCCAAACGAAAACUUGAUGCGCUCGUUCGGGAGGUUCAAGAAGUCCGUGAUCGAGCCGAGAAUGAGAAACUAGCCUUUGAGAAGAAGACGCGCGACUUGAAAGAUGAUGCCCAGACGCUGCGGGAAGAGCUAGAAGAGGCCAAUUCAAUGCUGGCGUCGCAUGAGCGUCAAACCAAGCACACCUCUCAAGAGCUUGAGCAGAGACAUGCAGCGCUUCAAGCGUCAGUGGAAGACAUUCAGCAAGACCUCAACGGUAAAGUGCUCGCGUUGCAGACCGCCCAACAAAAACUCAAGUCUUGUGAGCAGGAAAGAGGACUUUUGGAGAACGAGGUGCUUCGAUUGAAAGCUCAGACCGGAGACAGCGAGACUCUCGCCGUUAUUAAGAAAGAAUUGACGGAGCAAGUCACAUACAUUCGGAAAAUCGAGGUAAUUAAUCGGGAGCAAGGUGCUGAAAUCAAAUCACUGCGCAAACAACAAAAAAGUGUCGAUGUUCUAGAGGAAGAGAAGCGUGCGCUUGGAACGAAGCUUUCUUUGAUGGACAAUCUUCGCAAAGAGCUCAAUGAAGCGCAACUUCAAAGGCGAAUUCUUCAGGACGAGAAGUUAGAGUGGACUAGCUUUUUGGAGGCCCAGGCCUCAAACAAUGGCGAGUUUGAGUUCACAACGCCAGAGCAGAUGGCAAGAGCACUCAUGCAGGAGCGACUGGAAAGAUUGGAUCUCGUCGACAAAAUCGGAAUUAUGCAACCAGAACUGUCUGCCAAAGACGAGACGAUUCAGUCGCUGCAAUCAGAAAAAGAUGAAUUACGAAUGGAGAUGGCAAAGCUCAAGGAGGGAAGCGCAGUGGCGUCCGCCGGCUCAUCCGGUGACAGCAAGGCACGACUGCGAUUAGAGCGUCAGAAGAACCUUCUCCAGAAGGAAGCCGAGUAUUUGCGAGCGCAAUUGAAAAACCAGGAAGCCGAAGAUGCCGAAUUUACGCCUGGUCAAAUUGAUGAGAAGCAGGCACAGAGAAUGGCAGAGCUGGAGAGUAUGGUAGAGAACUACCAAAAAGAGGUGCAAGCCUUGCAAGCAGACCUUGCUAAGCUCGAGGCGGAUCCUGCGCCGCCUGCAGCACAUGCAAAACGUGGAAGAUCAGAUGACGAUGUUAACGACGACGAGAGGUUGGGUGAAAUGCGCCGCAAAUGCCGCACUUUACAGGAUGAGAUAGAGGCUUUGCAAAACCGAAACAAGGUGCUCAAGGCUGAGGCAAAAGCCAGCGCCUCUCAGAUCAAAGCCCUUAAAGAAUCCUCCAAGACACGUGUGCUCGAGUUGCGCAACAAUCCCACCGCCGAGGCAGAGACUGUUAAGCUUUCAGCGAUUCGGACCUUGCGAGAAGAGAAUGCCGCUCUCCUGGCACAGAUGGAAGGGAGAGCAGAUAGCACUUUAAGGGUAGUGCCCGUCAGCACUCUGGAGAAUAUUCGCGAGCAGAUGGCCGAAGGCGAAGCACAACGUGUCCAAAACGAGAAGAAGACUAUGCGACUGAAGCAGAUUUGGUCUGCGAAAUCAUUAGAGUUCCGAGAAGCAGUGUGUUCCAUCCUAGGCUGGCGAUUAGACUUCAUGCCAAACGGGCGCGUGCAGGCAACUUCGGAGCUGUAUCCGACAAGCUAUUGCGACGGAGAGCAACAACAGAAUUCCAUCAUCUUUGACGGCGAAAAGGGAACGAUGAAGAUCAGUGGCGGGCCACAAAGCCUCUUCGCAAAGGAAAUCAAGAGUUUGAUCGAAUUCUGGGUCGAUGGCCGAAAGGAAAUACCCUGCUUUCUCGCGGCGUGCACAUUAGAGUUCUACGAUCGAUCGACGCGCGCGCAGAACAUAGCCGCAUUGCGAGUCAGCUAUCCAAUGUCAGGCUUGCACGAGGACAAUAUCAACUGGAAAGAUUAUGGAAAUUCUGGGCAAAGACAACACGUUUCGAUUCAUCACCGACAGAGGCUGCCACUCCGUAGACUUCCUUACUUAAAGCAUAACCUAAUUGGUCGGUGCACCAUCAGCACAAAGAUGCUUGAGAUCAAUGAAAUCAAGCAAUUCGUCACGCUCGCUGCUGUGACUUGGAUCAGUGUUGUUGUCACCGUAUCUAAAUUCAUCUCACCUUCGAACCAGGCAAUUGGAGUUUUCUUACUGAAGGCUGCGUACAAUAUAAGUCCCUUGCACCCACUCGCUAAGUACCCGGGACCCGCACUCUGGCGCUCGACGCGACUGUUUGCUUCCUAUAAUCAUGCUUCAGGAACGCUGUAUAAACGCAUCGCAGAGUUUCACGAGACCUAUGGACCUACCAUCCGCAUCGCUCCGAAUGAAUUAUCAUUCACCGCACCCGAAGCAUGGCAGCAGAUCUUCAACAGUCGUCCGCAAUUGGGCAAGUCUCGAUUCCAUUUCGGUGCACAAGGAGACUGGAAAGUGCCAGAGAGCAUGAUCAUGGCGCCCGACGCCGAGCACACACGUCUUCGCCGUCUGGCCAAUCCGGCCUUCCUGUACUCCGGCGUGCUGGAAGUAGAGCCCGUGCUGCAGCACUACACCGACUUGCUUUGCUCACAGCUCGGAAAGGCAUGUGAGAAUGGUACCGCUGCACAAAACAUCGGCGAAUGGUAUCUGUGGGCUCUGAACGAUGUCAUUGGGCAGUUGGCGCUGGAUCUCGAAUUCGAGUGCUUGGAAAAACGUCGCAUGCACCCGUGGCCACAUUUUCUCCUCGGUGCACUCAAGCAGACCGCAGUCAUUACUCAGCUGGCGCGAUUCGGUAUUUCAAUGAAGAUGCUCACGCCGCUCAUGACCAAGGAGAUGCGCGCGAAGAGUGAAGAUUUCGUGAAAAGUGCAUUGACCGCUAUAAACCAACGCCUUACUCGUGCCAAUGAGGAAGGUGCCGCAAACGCCACUGGCACCACUUCGCCAUCACCGAAAACGCGGCAGGAUAUCAUCGGCAUGAUGAUGCGCGAGAUGAAAGGAGGGGAGCGAUUGACGGAGGCCGAGCUCACGGUCAAUUCAAUCUUGAUCGUCGGUGGGGGCGCCGAGACGACGAGCACAUGCCUAAGCGCAACAACAUAUCACUUGUGCAAGACGCCGCGCGUGCUCAAGAAGCUGCAGGAGGAGAUCCGUAGCUCAUUCGCAUCGAGCGAGCACAUCACUCUGAAAGCCACUGUUGACCUACCCUAUCUUGAGGCGUGCAUCUCCGAGUCCUUACGCAUUUUCCCGGUGGCGAGUUACAUCACACCGCGCGUGGCGCCCAAGGGAGGUCAUGUCGUCGACGGGAACGUCAUCCCGGAAGGUACUCACAUGACAAUGGGCCAAUGGUUCAUGGGCCGUUCAGCCACAUGUUUUGAUAUAGCCGACGAAUUCCUCCCAGAGCGUUGGAUUGAUCCCCAAUCGGUACAAUCGGCCUCCGGAAUGCGCGUCGAUGAGAUAUUGCGACCCUUCUCGCUUGGCCCGCGAAAUUGUAUUGGCAAAAUCCUGGCUCUAGCCGAGGUACGCCUGGUGCUCGCAAAGCUAUUGUGGCACUUUGACCUCUCGCUGGCGGCACCGCAAGAUGAUUGGGUUGACGGCGCGAGAUUUUACGUCUUGUGGGAUUUGAAGCCUUUAUCUGUCAAACUGACGCCAGUUCAGCGUUGGCGAUCUUGA